UGUCAAAGCAGAGAGCUAGGUUGUUUUUGUUAGAUCGUGUUCAAGUCCAUAAGAAAAACAGUUCUAUUUCAACACCUAUAUCUAUAUUCUCUCUCUCUAGAAUCUCUCUCUUCAAACUCUACUUCUUCUUCCUCUUUACUUCUUUCCUUUUCCAUUUCUCUUCUCAUUCAGGUGGCUUAAUCUUGCGAUUUGGAGAAGACGAGUUCGUUUUAUUUUUUUAACUAAGUUAAUCAUGAUAAAAAGGUUUCCGAGUAGUAGGAAUCAAAGAUCCAAAGGUGUUAAGAUAAAGCAUGUUCUGCAAGUUAUUUUGCUGCUUGGUGUGUGCUUCUGGUUGAUUUACCAGGUUAAGCACAAUCACGACAAGAAGAAAGAGUUCGAUAAGAAUGAUUCAACACUAUCAUCGGUCAGAACUGAGACGGAUAAGGUUGUGAAACUCGGUAGAAAGGAUCUUCAUCCGGUUAAGGAUGAAGUAGAUCAGAACGGAAAGCACGAAGAAGAGGAAGAUGAACCUGUUGUAGAGGAUGCGGAAAAUAAACGUGAACAUGGUGAAGAACAACAAGAAGGGAACAAGAAUGAAACUGAAGAAAGAGAAGAACAGGAUGAAGAAGAAAAUAAGCAUGGAACUGAAGAACAGGAGGAAGGUGAAAAUAAAACCGAAGAGAUUGAAGAUGAAGGAGGAGAUGUUGAGAUAGAUGAAAAUGAUCAUGAGAAAUCAGAUGUUGAUAAUGAUCAAGAUGAUGAGGAUGCAGAUGAAUUGAAAGACAAAGUAGAAGAUAGCGAUGAGACGGAGAAUGAAGAUAAAGAGGAGGACGAGGAAAAGGGAGGUUCAGUUGAAAAUCAUGAAGCUCGGGAGGAACAUUACAAGGGUGAUGAUGCGUCUAGUGCUGUGGCUCACGACACUCACGCAACUAGCACUGAAACUGAACCGAUUAAUUUGACAGAGGCUGGUCUAAGCGUACAAAUGAAUUUAGAACAACCAGACAACGGGACAACUUUUCGUUCUGAUGAGAGUAACAGGAAUCAAAAUGAUUCUGAUUUGAAGGAUAGACAAGGUGAAGCGGCAGAUGCAAUUUCUUCUAAUGUGACUGCCGGUAAAGAGACCGAAAAUAACAGUUUGUCUACCGAAACAGCCGAAAUAAACACUGAUAGCCACUUGGAUGCAAGAAGUAAUCUGACAGCAAUGGUUACUGAAGCAAGCAAUAACUCAACAGGCGCUGGUGAUGACACGGCAAAUUCAUCCGAACAAAUUAAACCCGUUAUUGUAUCCGAGUCUGAUAAUGCUCAAAAUGCAACAGCUAAUACAACAGUUGCUGGAGAUAUAAAACAAACCGAGGUAUUAGAGCAGACUGGCAACAAAACUUCUGAAGGAAACCUGCCUGAUAAUGAUGCAACAGUCUCUGUUAAACCGAAUAAUCGAGAUGCUGCUCCACAAGAAUCUCCUACUCUAGGGGCUAGUGCAUUAGAAAAGACGAUCGAACUUGUAGCUUCAAAUGAAACUGAGAACAUCUCUGGUAAUUUGGACAUAAAUGUGACCUCUGAUACCACUGAAAGCGACAAAUCCAAAGGUAGCACCGAAACUAAAGAAGCAAACGAAACUCAGAAUAUCGACACCACCGUGGAUGAGAUGUUCAAGGGCAAUACUCAAACAGGUGAAACCGAUGAAAAACCAGACUCUUCGUCUGUCAAUGAAAUUCUAGACUCAGUUAUACACGACGCAAUAGAUUCUUCUGACACUCAGAACGUACACGAGGAUAUUGUAUCGGCACGAACUGAUCUUGAUACGUUGCCGGACAUUCAAAACGAAGGAAACGACAGUGAUGAAAAUUCAGCAGAGUGAAUUUAGAGAAUGCUGAUUGGGUUAUAGAAACUUUUGCUUGAUUCAAAAACGUAUCAAGACAAGGUGUUCAAAGGUACAUAAGGUGUAAGAUUGUGUCUAGGUCUGGAUAUGUAUAAUUUAUUUGUUUCUUCCACUUUCUACUUUCAGCUACUAUUGCAUCUUUUAUUUUUAUGCUAGCUUCUUAUUCUUUCA
Lathyrus oleraceus (garden pea) is the source of this 2029-nucleotide messenger RNA. RefSeq lists its product as uncharacterized. Lineage: Eukaryota; Viridiplantae; Streptophyta; Magnoliopsida; Fabales; Fabaceae. The record is from RefSeq and is a predicted model, not a curated record. The coding region runs from base 233 to 1837 and encodes 534 amino acids. The transcript has 2 exons.